Nilaparvata lugens (brown planthopper) is the source of this 2587-nucleotide messenger RNA. RefSeq names its product cilia- and flagella-associated protein 91. The transcript is spliced from 4 exons. NCBI's taxonomy places the organism in Eukaryota, Metazoa, Arthropoda, Insecta, Hemiptera, Delphacidae. The record is from RefSeq and is a predicted model, not a curated record. Bases 1704 to 2480 code for a protein of 258 amino acids.
ACAUACCGUUUACCUAAUUUGGAUGUUCUUUUUAUCAAACGAAAAUCAACAAUCAACGUGUAUCAUAAUUAAAAUGGGACAAACUGUACAAAGAUUUAGUAACAGAGAUGUCACCAUGUCCAAUCGGUUCUACUCAACUUACUGCCAAAAUAAGUCGCUGAAAACUGAAAGGGCACCAUUAACUCUUACAUUAGAGAGGAAUAACAGUAAGUGGACCUAAUAGCCAUAUUUCAAAACUGCGGUAUCUGAAACCUUCAACUGUUUACCUUUGAAGUAAGAAGGUCUGCAACAGUGAACAGUAAGGUACAUUCCCUCAAAGGUAUCAAUCUACUUUUCUUGAAAAGAGAGCAAAUGUCCUUAACCAUAGCUUACUCGUUUGGGUGAAUGAUUUAAGAUGAUAAUUCUUACGGUUUUAUCGUUUCUCUAUCACCAUAAGUGAUCUUAUCAAUCAGUGAUUGUAACUAAGUACAAAAAUCUCUAGUAGGUACCUUAUUUUCGGCACCUCAAGUAAGUAAUCUUUACUUGCAACUCUGUAGCUCUGCAACUUCGCAUUUUUAUAAACAUUGAACUCUUUUGUGAAAGCUACUGAAUGAAUCCAUUUCUUGAAAAACUUUGCUCGUAAGAAAAUGUUCAAUUUUUCGAUCCAAUUUCUGGUUGCCUAUGUAGAAAUGCAUUCACGUAAAUUCUUGCCGAAUUACUUAGACCUACGUCAAAGCAUUUUUUCCUCUUCAUAGGUAAUCAUUUUACAGAUUCAAAUAUCGAUAUAUUUAUUUUACAAACAAAAAGUCCUCAAACAUAUAUUUACGAUUAAAAAUGAUUCUAUUAACUUUUUAUAGAGACUUGUAAAAUUUGAAACAGCGAAUAGCAUAUCAACAAUAAUUGGAGAAUGAUGCAUUUCUAAUACACAAUCACCAUCAUUCCUCAUUAUCUAUCAUACUUUGUUUUUCAUAACUUCAGAAUUGAAAUACAUUGUAUUCCCUAUCUUAUAAGUGUUACAUCGAUCGGAUGUUAUAGAAAUUAGAAUAUGAGAUCAUCAUGAUGUAUUUCCAAAAAACAUUUGUGACAAAUAAAAUAUUUUUAUACUUAUUCAUGCAGGUUGAAUCAGUGGCUAUCGUGGAAUAGAAUACUGAAAUAUUGUCGAGAGUACAAGUACUAUACGGCUUGCAUUUCCACAUAACUCCACAUUAUCCAAAGGAAGCUUUGCUCUGUACCUAUUACUUUGUCAUCCACGACAAAGUAGAGUAGAUCCUAUUAGUUUAAACGAAUGGGAUGACUAUUUGCCCUAUGCGAACAGAUGUGAGCCGGGAGAGGAGAGAGUGUAAUCCUCUCCCUUUUUGCAGGGUUGCCAUCGCGGCGCGGUGCCCGAGGUGACGCAAUUUACAAUCGGACUCGAAUUAAGUGAUUGGAAAGUAACCCUGAUGGCAACAGUCCUACUCCACCCGCUCAUCAAUAAUUACUUUUAAUAAUGACACAAAGAUGAGUGCCUGUUUCAUAACAAUCCCUCUUUUGAUCGCAUAUAUUCUUCUCUCAAUACUUUCUGAAAAAUGCGCCUCACCCCACCGAAAGAGAUUUCGAGUAUAUAAACUGAAGACGGGCUCUAGCUGACCAUCCACACUUGCACCAACUGAAGUACAGUGAGCAUCCACCUCAGGGAUAUCUUUGCAGUCAGUCGGUCAACGUUUUCAUACACACAACACAUCAACAUGUUCAACAAAAUCUCGUUUUCAACGGUGCUGUGCGCUUGCGUGGCGGUUGUCAUGGCAACAGGAGACGCGACCAAGACCGCCGACAAAGAACCGAGCAAGCAGCAGGAGAAACGCGGCGUUCUGGGAGCCGGCUGGCCCGGCGCUGGUGGAGCUGCAUACAGUGGAAGCGUUCUGGGAGCGGGGUGGCCGGCUGCCGGUGCAGCAGCUUACGGAGGCAGCGUUCUAGGAGCUGGAUGGCCAGCUGGUCUUGGUGCCGCCUCCGCCGCCCCUUGGAAAUCCGCCUCCCUGGGCUGGGCUGGUGCUGCUGACCCAUACGGUUCGCUAGCCGAUAACUUCCAUGCCUCCGCUCUCACCAAUGCUAUUCUCUCAUCUGAUAUCACCAAGAACCACCUGACCGGCGUAGCAGCUUCGGCGGAGGCAGCGACCGCGCUGGCACAAGCCAAGGAAGCCUCAGCUGCAGCAUCAGUGGCCCAGCAGCGGGUGCAGGCCGCCAAGGAGGCAGUGCAGGUGGAACAGCGCAUCGCCCUUGCCAAGGAGGCAGCCGCAGCUGCGGCCAUCCAGCGCUCCGAAGCCGCAGCUGCAACCGCCGCCGCCAUUCAACGAUCUGAGGCUGCCGCUGCAGCUCUGCACAGACACGAGGCAGCCGCAGCUGCGGCCCUCCACCGGUCGCAAGCCGCAGCCGUCGCCAUCCAGAAGUCCGCAGCCAAAGCAGCUGCAGCCGCAGCCGCAGCAGCCCACCAAUCCUCAGGUCACGUGUCAGCUCCAUGGGGUUGAAUUGCGUCCCUACGCUCCUACUAUUAGUAUUCUAGUAUAUUACUCGAAAUGAUUAUCUGUACAAUUCUUUGUUUUAAAAUAAUAAACGUGCCGUAUUACAUUUAAAA